Messenger RNA from Linum tenue, 1033 nucleotides. The record is from the annotation of a GenBank genome assembly. NCBI's taxonomy places the organism in Eukaryota, Viridiplantae, Streptophyta, Magnoliopsida, Malpighiales, Linaceae.
AUGACCCGACUCGUGAAACGCGAGCCCGGCACCGGAACGGGCAAUGUAGCCGCCGCCGCCGACUUGAGCGACUGUAGAAUUCUCCGUUCUCGGUACCAUGCCGUCCAGAAUCUCAUCCAAGUGAUCAGACCGAGGGAGCAAUUAGCUGACGCAGAGGCUCUGUUGGGGAUUACAAGCUCAUUGGUGAAAGGCGCCAAGCUCAAUUCCAAUGCCGUUACGCCUUCCAAAUUCAUCAAUUUCAUACUCAGAGACUUCGCCAGAGUCCAACAAUACAGCCAUAGUCACAGAACGAGGGCGUCUGUUAACUGGCAAAAGAUUGGAAUUUCAGUUUCACAUAUAUUCAAGCCCUUCCGAGGAUGCUCUACAAUGCUUGGCACAAACAGUGCGGUGAAGCAGAGGAAGCCUGCAGUCAGGAGAGGCCGACGACCGAGCAAACAAUUUGCCUUGCCUAAACAGGUUGAUCCUCACGUCGAGGAAGAAGAGAAGACAGGCACGACUGAUGGAACGAUGCUGACCAUGUUCAGCAUCUUGAGGAAGGAGAGGAAGGUGGAGCUUGAACACCUGGUAUUGAACAGGAGCUCAUUCUCACAGACGGUGGAGAAUUUGUUUGCGUUGUCGUUCCUUGUAAAAGACGGAAGGGUGGAGAUUCAAGUUGAUGAUGAAUCCGGUCGCCAUCUAGUCUCUCCGAGGAAUGCGCCAUCAGCCACUAUGAUUGCCUCCGGCGACGUUGCUUACCGGCAUUUUGUCUUCAAAUUCGACUACAGUGAUUGGCAGUUGAUGUGCUCCUCAGUCGGGGUUGGAAAGGAGCUGAUGCCACAUAGGACUCAAGAAUCCAGCCCAUCUGACUAGAAUCUAAAGGAGCUGAGGCUAGGAGCGCAAAGCCAAAGUAAUGUCUGCUUUUGAGGAUCAUCAUUGUUAAAUAUUCUCAAGUUUAGGCUCUGCAGAAAGCUUAACUACAAAAUGAAUUUUCAUGCUAAAGAUGUUACACAAAGUUGUUUGUUCCCUCUGUGUUCGAUUCAACUGAAAUCAGCUA